Messenger RNA from Zootoca vivipara (common lizard), 3098 nucleotides. RefSeq names its product LTO1 maturation factor of ABCE1 (gene LTO1). Lineage: Eukaryota; Metazoa; Chordata; Lepidosauria; Squamata; Lacertidae. The record is from RefSeq and is a predicted model, not a curated record.
UCUUACGUUGCCGCUCGGUGAGGGAACCAGUCGAUGGUCGGGAGCCGGUGAGGCAGGAGCCGUCGUAGGCCAUGGAGGCUGACGCGGGCGGGUCGGACGCCUUCGAUACCAUUGUCAUGGCGGAGACGAGAUUUCAUGGUGAAGGCUAUCAAGAAGGAUAUGCUGAAGGAACACGUGCUGGACUCCUUGAAGGAAGGCAAUAUGGCAUACAACAAGGUGCAAAGAUUGGCUUAGAAAUUGGAUCUUACCUUGGUUUUGCAAUGACAUGGCAGAAAUUGCUUCAUAAAGGCUCUGAUGAGAAAAACAGUAAAAAGAUAAAAGCUCUAGAGUCAUUAAUAGAGAUGAUUCGGACAUUUCCUUGUGAGGAUCCAGCCUAUGACAAACUUCAGGAAGACCUGGAGAAAAUCAGAGGACGAUUUAAACAGGUUCGUUCAUUGCUGCAUAUUCCUUCUAGUGUUAAACUUGGUGCUGAAGGAUCUGCACUUACAUUCUGAAAAGGACCACAGAUGGAGAAAAGAACUCCCAGCAGGCUACUAAAGAAGUGGUGAAAUCUUGAGUAGAGAAAAUGAGGCUAGAAAGUUUUUUUAGGGUUUUGUUUUUUUUACUCAUUGAGAGAAAGACUAACUCUUCACGGGAAUAGAACCAAUAAAUAAGUUUGUAUGUUGAUUGAAUUGCAGUGCCAGUUCAGUUUGCAGAGUCCUCCUUAAAGCAGGCAGUAUGUGGAGUAGACUCCAUGGUGAUCUGUAGUAGCUAUAGUACUGGUUUUGGAAAUUAGUACAGUAUUGGAAAUUGGACUACAACACAGUGGCUUGUUAAUAUACGGGUGUCAUUUGUAUUGAGUAGGUAACUUGGAAGUGACUUCAGAUACUUUGAUCUGGCUCUUGUAAACACUUUCAAAAUUUCAUUUGUAAACCUGACAUUCUGCUGGCAAUCUGUGUAAAGAUAUAUCGCACUAUAUUAGUGCAAGAAAUGCAGCAACCUAAUCUGUAAAACAGAUUUUAUAUGUAUAUGUAGUUGUGUGUGUGUGUCCUAUUCUGUGCAGUCUCAGCUGAUAUUACUAUAGUGAUAUAGUUCACAGAUGAAAGCAUACUUUUUAAUAGAUAUCUGACCUGCUGGCCCUCAAAAGAAUGUUUCAUUCCAAAACACCACUUUUCCUUUGAAAUAUCUCACAAACUAAGAUAAGAAAUACCUUCAGUACUGAGAUGUGGAAAUGGCUUAGCCUGGCUGUAAUACAUUUUCUAGAAAAUAUAAUUAGACUCUCAUCAAAAUAAGGAAACAGAAGCGGGAACCUUUGCAGAACAUUCCAAGUGCCUUUGUGGGCCAGCACACACACACACACACGCCCCUGCCCUGACUGCAGUUAUUUAAGCUUUUUAAAGGAUCCAUUUGGGAAAGGAACAAAGUGGCCCAGUGUACCCCUUUUCCUCCUACCUGUACCCAUAACUGAUUGCAGUUAAGGAUAAGUAAAGUAAGUAUCAGUUUAACUCUCAGCUCUGGCUAGGAAAAUCUAUUUCUUCCCUCUGUUCUUUGUUGCCACAUUACUAGACAACACGAGACCAGCAUACAUGCUCAGUUAAAGGAAGUUGGAUGCUUUGCUUUCAAAAGCCAGAGCUCCUGCAGUUUGGGGAGUUCCCACUGACAGUGUUAACUCUUUCUGCCCUACCCAUUUUUAAUCUCAGCUACUCUGCACUUGGAAUAUUCACUUUUUAAAUGGAGGGAGUGAUAUUCCUAAUGCCUGUGAACAUCUUUAUGUAAUAACUAAUUCAGUUUAGGUGUGAUUUCCCCCCCCACACCAAAAAAAAAACACACACACACAAAAAUGCAUGUUAGCUGGGGACAGGGCAAAGAAGAAGCUGACCAUAGCUCUGGUUUGUAUACAUGUGCUGCACCCAUGCAAGGAGAAGGGUUUCCUUUCUGUUUAAGAUACCAAAUAGAUCUCCGUAAGCAACCCGCUGGUUUAGGGCCACCUAGUGGGAAAAGUAAAUAUAUCAUCUAUAUAUAUAUAUAAAUGUAAACUGGGCAUGUGGUUUAUUAUCCACUUUUCUCCGAAACCUCAAAUUUGAACACAACGUCCAAAGCAAAUGCUCUUAUAAGGUUUUCAAAGACAGAUGCCACACCUCUGCCCAGUGAAACCCAAAAAACCCCUGUUCCAGAACGCACCACUCAGCCGAAAGUGCAUGCUGGGAAAAGAACCAGGUUGCAAACCAGCGCCCUCUAGCUAUGCUGGUACUACACCUAUAGAACCUUCACUCUCAACAGCACCUCAGCUGCCAUUUACAUACUAGGACGAAGCCUUUACAGACUAGGCCGAAUGGAGGUACUGACUUGCCUGGGCGGGUGUUGUGGGGAGGAGGGGACGCGAUAGGUCAGGACUGUUAGGUUUUUCCUUUAAGACUGAUGUGGUCAAUGGUGCUACACAGAGAUGUGUGUUUGUAACCUUGUUCUGAAUGUUUAACACACCUGUGAGCUUUUGCUAAUUUGAAUAAUUGAAGGUAGAGUUUGCUUACUGUAAUGUGAUUGGGUAAGUGACUAUUUUGAAUUCUGUAUUUAAGCUACCCAAAUGGUUCAUGGGUGUGGUGGUGGUGAUGUAUUGUGAAAUGAGAGGAAAGGAGUAGAGGAGUGUGGUGUAUAUAAUUGUAAAUAAAAGCAAGCAAAGAUACUGAAGACGACUUUGUUAUUUCGUCGACCCUGCCGCUGUUGCCACUCAGUUGGUGCGUAUUUUGCCCAACAUCCGGUUAUGGGCCCAGAAACUGCGCAUGGGUGUUUGAACUGCUUGCUAAGAGGUCUGUGAAGCUGAGCUAUCUGCCGGUCGAAAAGGAGCUGGAAGUAUAUCCAGGAUGGAUGACGGCGAAAAGAUGGCGCUUACCUUUCCUCAACUAACUGAUGGUAAUUAUAGUCUUUGGUCCUUUAGAAUGAGAGGUUUACUCGAAUGUAAGGACCUGUUUAACUACGCCACAGACACCCCUCCUCAGCCACUUACCCCUGAAUGGAUACGGGGGGAUAACAAAGCCAAAGCCUUUAUAAACUUAGCAGUGUCCGACCAGCAAGUUGUAUAUAUCAGAGAUAAAACGUCGGCUAAAGAAAUGUGGGAGAGUUUG